CCUCGCGAGACUUCGCCAGGGCCUUCCUUUUCCAUCUCGGCCGCCAACAUGCCAUCCAGACUGAGGAAGACCCGGAAACUUCGGGGCCACGUGAGCCACGGCCACGGCCGCAUCGGCAAGCACAGGAAGCACCCGGGAGGCCGAGGUAAUGCUGGUGGUUUGCAUCAUCACAGGAUCAACUUCGACAAAUAUCACCCGGGUUACUUUGGGAAAGUUGGUAUGAGGCAUUUCCAUUUAAAGAGGAAUCAGAGUUUCUGCCCAACUGUCAACCUUGAUAAACUGUGGACCUUGGUCAGUGAGCAGACACGGGUAAAUGCUGCCAAAAACAAGACUGGAGCUGCUCCUAUCAUUGAUGUGGUGCGAUCGGGCUACUACAAAGUUCUGGGGAAGGGAAAGCUCCCAAAGCAGCCCGUCAUUGUGAAGGCCAAAUUCUUCAGCAGAAGAGCUGAGGAGAAGAUUAAGGGUGUUGGUGGGGCCUGUGUCCUGGUAGCUUGAAGCUACAUGGAGGGAAGUUCAUUAAAAUGUCCAGGGUGCUUUUGUCUUCUGGUCUGAGUGUAGGUUCGUUGACACCUCUACUUCCCUACCUGUGUUUCAAAAACCUCCCUAACAAGUUCUAGGAGUUAAGGAUACCGGGGCCUGGGUUCCUCUGCCAACUCCCCUGAGAAGGGGUAUGCAAGAGAUAGCACCAACACUUAGAGAGGCCUUGGUCCGUUUACUGACUUGACGUUUUCAUUUAUAAAGUGAUAGUGAUACUUGUUGGUGACAUGUACAUGUGUGUAGAUAAAUGUAAAAUAGCUGAAAGGCCUGUUUGUACUGUAUACUCAGAAUUUACAAGUGAAAGAAUGUGUCCUUAACUGUUCCAUGGGGCUCAAAAGGGGAGGCUGUUUUGAUGGGGCAUGGCCUUUAAACACCAGGGAUUUUACAUAUCAAAGUGGUUUAGAGUAUAGAAAGCAGUUGCCAGGAUUUAUGUAUGGGUCCCUGUGCAUAGGAGGGUUAAUGUUCAAAGAAAUAUAUCAUGAAAUGAUAGCAGUUUUUCUUCUAGUCUGUAGUGUAUUUAGUAAAGACAUAUGGAAUAUCCUAAAGGCCAGAAACUGAGUUUGUAUAUCCUGCCCAAAAAUGACGACUGUACAGACAGGACCCUCCUUGAUCCCAGGGUAAAUUAUAAUUUGCUACAGUGUUCAGUGUUCUUUCAAAGAUUUUGAAAUCUCAACUCCAAAUAAAACUUGCAGUCUAGAAUCCUGGCCAAAGAAACAGUUAAGACAGCACUUAAACCUACUAAAACUCAGCUCCUAGGUUUGGUUUGGAGAGUUGUUUUCUUUAGUACUCUAUGGAUUCAUACAUGGGCUGGGAGCCAUGGGUUUCUGUAGGACAAAUCUGUCGUGAUACCCUUUAUAUAAUACUGGGGACUAUCGAAUAAAGGAAGCACCCUGGGGGGAUGGGCUUGAUUUAAAUAAUGGGAGUUAAGAGGUGUCAGUAAGGCUUUACUCAGUUGGACAAACUAAUAACUGGAUCGUUUUGAUUUGCAUCUUACAUGAUGGUGCUGAAGGAUUAAAAGGUGAAGUGAUGA
Messenger RNA from Miniopterus natalensis, 1567 nucleotides. RefSeq names its product ribosomal protein L27a (gene RPL27A). Gene Ontology annotation, cellular component: cytosolic large ribosomal subunit; ribosome. Gene Ontology annotation, biological process: translation. The record is from RefSeq and is a predicted model, not a curated record. Lineage: Eukaryota; Metazoa; Chordata; Mammalia; Chiroptera; Miniopteridae. Gene Ontology annotation, molecular function: structural constituent of ribosome.